Molecule: messenger RNA, 828 nt
Organism: Zea mays
Lineage: Eukaryota; Viridiplantae; Streptophyta; Magnoliopsida; Poales; Poaceae
Product: NADH-ubiquinone oxidoreductase B16.6 subunit
Cellular component (GO): respiratory chain complex I
Source: RefSeq, marked provisional
GUACAUAUUAUGUUGGAGACAGUCUAUCGCCCCCCAAUUCGCAACACAAUCGUCCUCCGCCACCCUCCAUUAACCCUAGCGGCAGCAGCGCUCGUUUGAUCCCCGCGGCGGUCCGGCGUCCGGGUAGGGGAGCGAGGAUGACGGAGUCCCUGGUGCGGAACAAGCCGGGGAUGGCCAGCAUCAAGGAGAUGCCGGUGCUGCAGGACGGGCCGCCGCCGGGCGGUUUCGCGCCCGUGCGCUACGCGCGCCGGAUUCCCACCUCGGGCCCCAGCGCCACUGCCAUCUUCCUCACGGCCUUCGGCGCCUUCGCGUAUGGCAUGUACCAGGUCGGUCAGGGGAACAAGGUGCGCCGGGCACUCAAAGAAGAGAAAAUUGCUGCUCGUAGUGCUAUACUACCGAUGCUCCAAGCUGAAGAGGAUGAAAGAUUUGUCAAAGAGUGGAAGAAGUAUCUUGAGGAGGAGGCGAGGAUUAUGAAAGAUGUUCCAGGGUGGAAGGUUGGCGAGAGUGUGUACAAUUCCGGGAAAUGGAUGCCCCCGGCCACCGGUGAGCUCCGCCCUGAGGUGUGGUAAGGGCCUGUUGUAGGCAUUGAGAAUGCAAUCAUGUCAUGAGGGCAUGAAUAAGGCUAUCAGACAUGGGCAUCCUUCUUUGUUCACUAAGGAUCAGCUGUUCAAAUACCUGUAUCUAUUUUACUCUUAUGAAAUCUGGCUGGUUAAUAAUAUGAAGCCGACGCUUUGCCUCAUCUAUGCUCGUGCAUUGAUGUAACGUGUCCUUGUUUGAUAUUAAGAAACUACUAUGGAAUAUAAGAAAGAAAACAGCCUGCUUCUUGCA